UUAUCUCGGAAUAUUCGACGACUCGCUAGGGAUAAACAACGAUUGAACACGACCGACCAGUAUGCCUUGAGUGAAAUUGUUGUUCACCAAACUCUUGUCGUGCCCAACCGGACCGAAUAACAAUCGCUGAAACCUGACACUCGUGUUCGCUGAUUACUAAAGAUAUGCCGAAAUACUAUUGUGAUUAUUGUGAUACAUAUUUGACGCAUGACUCGCCAUCAGUGCGUAAAACCCAUUGCCAAGGCCGUAAACAUAAAGACAAUGUUAAGUUUUACUAUCAAAAAUGGAUGGAAGAACAAGCACAGAAUUUGAUUGAUGCUACAACUGCUGCUUAUAAAGCCGGAAAAAUAGGAAUGAAGGGUGUUUGUAUUCCACCGCCAAACAUGGGCCAAGCAGCGCCCCAAAUGUCCAUGCCACCCGGUUCAAUAAUGCCUCCUGGACAAAUGCCUAUGGGUGCUCCAUCAAUGAUGUCUAUGCCGCCCAUGAUGAGACCUCCUAUGGGACAAAUGCCAAUGGGAGCGCCACCAAUGAUGCCUCCAAUGCCACCUAAUAUGAGACCACCUAUGAUGGUCAAUCCUCCUCCUAAUCCUCAAACCCAACAAUAAAAUAAGCCAAUUGAAUUUCCAGACUUGGAUAAAGGCAGUCAUUAAAUAUAAAAUAAGUUCUAUUACAAUGAUUAUUCAAAUGUUUAAAAUUUGUGUACUUUCAAUGUAAAUUAUU
Messenger RNA from Sipha flava (yellow sugarcane aphid), 720 nucleotides. RefSeq names its product U1 small nuclear ribonucleoprotein C (gene snRNP-U1-C). NCBI's taxonomy places the organism in Eukaryota, Metazoa, Arthropoda, Insecta, Hemiptera, Aphididae. Gene Ontology annotation, biological process: spliceosomal snRNP assembly; mRNA 5'-splice site recognition; mRNA splicing, via spliceosome. The transcript has 3 exons. Gene Ontology annotation, molecular function: pre-mRNA 5'-splice site binding; zinc ion binding. The coding region runs from base 165 to 605 and encodes 146 amino acids. Gene Ontology annotation, cellular component: nucleus; U1 snRNP. The record is from RefSeq and is a predicted model, not a curated record.